AUGCGUCCCGACUUCUGGUGGAACGGCUCGGCGGAUGUACCGGAUUCGUUCCUGCCUCAGCAUGCUAAUGUUCAUCACGACGAACUGAUCAAGGGCAACACGUUCGGAGGCACCGCUUUUGCGAGCUACGGCUGCUUCUGGAUGGGCUGGUUCCUGCUCGAGUAUCUUUCGUACGGCAAUAAGGCCGGAUAUCCGGCGGCUCGAACCGGCAAGACCCUCUGGUGUGCACUGUGGGCUGUCCUCACGGCCGGGUUUUUUGUGGUAACCUGCCGCAAGAAUGGUUGCCUGAUGACCAUCUUCUCAACCCUGGUCAUCACCUUCUCGCUGCUGGCUGGCGGAGUGUGGAACGAGAACUGCGAGCAGGCCGCUGGCUACUUUGGCUUCUUUUGCGGUGCAUCCGCCAUCUACGCCGCAUUCGUUUUCCUGUACAAAGAGGAAUUGGGCAUUUCAUUGCCUGGCGUGCGCCCUGUGGCCUUCAUUUGA
Molecule: messenger RNA, 483 nt
Organism: Volvox carteri f. nagariensis
Lineage: Eukaryota; Viridiplantae; Chlorophyta; Chlorophyceae; Chlamydomonadales; Volvocaceae
Exons: 4
Coding region: 1-483 (160 amino acids)
Biological process (GO): acetate transmembrane transport; succinate transmembrane transport
Cellular component (GO): plasma membrane
Molecular function (GO): acetate:proton symporter activity
Source: RefSeq, a predicted model, not a curated record